Molecule: messenger RNA, 1948 nt
Organism: Aaosphaeria arxii CBS 175.79
Lineage: Eukaryota; Fungi; Ascomycota; Dothideomycetes; Pleosporales
Exons: 6
Coding region: 38-1948 (636 amino acids)
Source: RefSeq, a predicted model, not a curated record
GAGAAGUUCCUCUCGCCCUAGAUUGCCACCUCCUCCAAUGCCGCCCUUGCCCGUCACCCAACGAGCACCCGUGCCACCUUCGAUAAGCACAGUGAACCCUACAAUCCCUAUCCCUCAACCUCCUAAUCAAGCAACUAGUAAUACCAAACCGCAAAUCCGACCAUCUUACUCACCAUUACGCCAGAUUGCAGCUCGGCUUGAUGCUGGCUCUCAAGAUACCCAUAAGCGCCUACCAUCGAAAACGUUCAUUAGAGAGCCCCUUUCGAAUGAGCUACUAGACUUCCCAUCUCAUAAACAUCCUAGAAUCACCCUUGGAGUGGACCUCGCCGCUGGAAUCUUCGUCGGCGGUGGAUCUGUCGAAGGAACUGUUCAAAUCGUCGUUGACGAUGCCGAACGCAUACGGCACAGGAGAACCUUAGACAUCGCUAGGAUAUCCAUUGAUCUACUUGGAUUGGAAGAAAUGUGUGGAAACAGACGAUCGGUAUUUCUCAAUCUAGCAAACGAAUUGAUCGAUGACGCAAACCCUCCGCCACAGAGCAUGGUCGAUAGCCAGGAGCAGAUCGACAGAAAUGAUCCUUUUUGGCACCUCAAACCCUCUAUAACUAAUCUGCCAUUCAUAAUGAGUUUGCCUCUGAAUGUCGGACCCCCGCCAUUCCAGUCGAAGAACGCUCGCAUUCGAUAUUCACUCUGUGUAUCUUUACUCAUCAGAGACCAAGGCAAGCAGUGGAUCGUAAGGACAUCGGAGGAUAUUACUAUCCUGUCGGUUUAUGAUCCGGAGAAAGCGCUCGUGUCUCUUCCUAGUCCCUUAACAGCAUCGGAUGAAUGGGUCAAACCUCGCGAUUCUGGGAUCGAAUCUGUUAGGGUGACGACAGGGCUUCAUCGUCAAGUCUGGGUCAGCGGAACUGAUAUCUACGCCGACGUGAGAAUUAUCAACAAUAGCCGGAAAACUGUCAAAAGGAUUGAGUUGCAGCUUGAAAGGGACAUUCUCUGCUACAAACACGCUGCCGCUUACACACUGGAGAAAUCUGCUGGUCAAGCCCGAAUCUUUGACAGUAACGAACGAUCUAUCUUGAGUAGGUCGAUUACCAAGCAAGGAACUGCUGGUUGGCAUGGUGUUUCCGCACAUACGGCACAGACAAGAACAUGCGAUUUGGAAGUGCCUCGUGGCCAUGCUACGGUCAAAUGCGGAAAAUACUUUGAAGUCCGAUAUUUUCUGAACGUCAUUAUAAGCACCUUCCACACAAAGCUCGUUGCAGUACAGCUUCCAAUCGUCUUGAUCCACAUGAACUCUCUUGACGUGGUCCCGAACUCAGUUGCACAGGUAGCUGCUGCGAUAGAGGAAAAGCGAACAGCGAACAGUUACCCCCGUGCACACUCGCCCCCACGGCUAGGUCGCCGCCCCUCUCAGUCUGUUCAAGGCCGUGCCUUUGCAGCUCCUCGAAUGCAAUCCCUCGAUCGCAUGCGUGCUGAAGCCGAUGACUUAGAGGAGCUUGGCCACAUCCUAGACCAGUCCCCUCGCAAAUACCCUCCUCGGCGUGUGAACCCAGACUACACUUAUCAUACCCCUCCCAGCAACCGCAAGGGGAGGAUCGUUGGCGGUAAGGAUAUGGCAGAUCUUCGGCAACAGCUUCGAAACGUAAGAUCAAGUGAAAGUCUUGCGUCGAAGGCCCCGGCCAGUAUCUACAGAGGAGGCUCGAUGAAUUCUCGACGAGCUGGUGGUUCUGCGCUUGGCUUUCGAGAUGCAGAAGUUAAGGAAGACUACGACCUGACUGGAUUUGAAGCUCCUUCCGAGGCUCCCUUCAAGCAGCGAUUGGAGCAGAGUCGAGAAAGACAGUAUCGCUUCGGGAAGAAGAAGAGCGUGGAGCGAUGGAAGGGCGUCGGCGUCGGCUGGCUUCGAGGUAACGGAGGUGGCGGGAAAGACGAGCGAGAGCGGUAUGGAUGGGUGUGA